Messenger RNA from Ornithorhynchus anatinus (platypus), 634 nucleotides. RefSeq names its product chromosome 3 C11orf91 homolog (gene C3H11orf91). The record is from RefSeq and is a predicted model, not a curated record. The annotation marks the transcript as partial. The transcript is spliced from 2 exons. Lineage: Eukaryota; Metazoa; Chordata; Mammalia; Monotremata; Ornithorhynchidae.
GGGGAUGGAGAAGGGGGGGACCCCAGGAUGAGCAAGCCGCCGGAGCCCCCGCUCUAUUUCCCCUCCCUGUACGACCGCGGGGUGUCCCCGUCCCCGCUGGGAGAGCUGAGCAUCUGGAGGAAGCUGUUCGUGCCUCUGCGGGCCGGGGGGCUCGGGGGUGCGUCCGGGGGGGGUCCCGGGCCGCCCCCUCCCCCGCCCGGGCUGCGCCCCCCGCCCUGGCCCGCCGGCCUGGCCCCGCUGCCCUACGAGCCCCUGCGCUUCUUCUGCUCGCCGCCCCCCCCGCCCCCCGGGCCCGGGCCCGCGGCCCCGCCCGAGGACCUCUGCGAGCUGGGCAUCCGACUCAAGGAGCUGGAGCUCCUCACCAUCACCGGAGACCGCUUCGACUCGCAGCCGUAUAAGUUUCUGAAGGCCCUCAAAGAUGAAAAGCUACAAGGCAUGAUGAUGAAGUCCCAGGUGAAGAAACAAGCUCGUGCAUCUUAAGAAACCCCGGCUCCAGGCUUUCCGUGUCCGCAGUUAUUUAUUUGACCAUUUAGUGCAUUUACCACAGAUUCAGAUUUAACUAUUUUAUGAUCUCCGCUAACGAAUGCCACCCAGCUCCUCACCAAUACAGUAUUAGCAUGUGUGUGUACUCUCA